GUAUUUCUAGGGUAUAAAUACCCAGGAUGCAUUGAAAUGCCAUCAGUGUAGUUUCCAGUGCCUUCUCAAAGCAAAUCCAAUGUCGAAACUUAUUCUGUUGCUGGCUGUCUGCUGCCUGUGCCUGUGCUUGACUCAGGUCCAGGCCCAAGCCCGCGCAUUCUGCGAUGGUCUAGUGGCCGAGUGCAGGCGCCAUGAACGUGAGGUGGGCCCCAGGGACGAUACCGUGGACAUCUACAACCAACAUUGUGCUCGCAUCGAUCGCACCUGGAGACGUAUAACACGCUGUCAGCUAGUUCAUGCCUCCUGCCUUCUGACUAUUUUACGUUGCGACAAUCUUACCUGCAAAAAUGUGGCUGGAGUCCUCUAGGGUGCGCUAGGGUAAUGAAAGUUUG
Drosophila pseudoobscura is the source of this 392-nucleotide messenger RNA. RefSeq lists its product as uncharacterized. NCBI's taxonomy places the organism in Eukaryota, Metazoa, Arthropoda, Insecta, Diptera, Drosophilidae. The record is from RefSeq and is a predicted model, not a curated record. The transcript is spliced from 3 exons. The coding region runs from base 80 to 367 and encodes 95 amino acids.